Messenger RNA from Acanthisitta chloris (rifleman), 936 nucleotides. RefSeq names its product CD276 molecule (gene CD276). The transcript has 7 exons. NCBI's taxonomy places the organism in Eukaryota, Metazoa, Chordata, Aves, Passeriformes, Acanthisittidae. The record is from RefSeq and is a predicted model, not a curated record. The coding region runs from base 1 to 936 and encodes 311 amino acids.
AUGCCCUGCCCACUGCUUGUCCUGGGAGCGCUGGCGCUCAGCCUGGCAGGUGCCAUGGAGAUCCAGGUCCCGGAUGAGCCUGUGGUGGCCCUUUUUGGCCAAGAUGCCACCCUGCAUUGCUCUUUCUCCCCUGAGGCCAACUUCAGCCUUGAAGACCUGAGCCUCAUCUGGCAGCUGACAGACACCAAGCGCUUAGUCCACAGAUUCUCCGGUGGCCGGGACCAGCUGGAAGACCAGGGUGGGGUCUACACCAACCGUACAUCCCUCUUCUAUGACCAGCUGCCCCGGGGCAAUGUCUCACUGCUCCUGCGACGCGUGUUGAUCUCGGACGAGGGCAGCUUCACCUGCUUCGUCCGGGUCCGGGACUACAACAGCGCAGCUGUGACAUUGCAGGUGGCAGCACCCUACUCCAAGCCCAGUGUGAACCUGGAACCCAGCAAGGACUUGAAGCCAGGAGACCUGGCAGUCGUGACUUGCCACGCUUCCCGCGGCUACCCCGAGGCCAACGUCCUCUGGCAGGACAGCCAGGGCAACAACAUCACAGAGAACAUCACCACGUCCCAGGUGGCCAACGAGGAAGGUCUCUUUGAUGUGCACAGUGUCCUUCAGGUGCUGGUGGAGCCCAGCAUCACCUACUCCUGCCUGGUGCAAAACUUGGUGCUGCAGCAGCAUGCCCAUGCGUCUGUCACCAUCACGGGCCAGCACCUCACCUUCCCUGCCGCAGCUCUCUGGGUGACCGUGGGACUUGCCAUCUGCGUCGUGGGGCUGCUCAUUGUCCUGGCCUACGUGUGCCAAAAGAAAAUCCGGGAGAGCUGUGAGGAAGAGGAGGAAAACGCAGGGACAGAGGAGCAGGAUGAGGAGGGGGCAGAACCCAAGACAGCUCUGCAGCUACUGAAAACCGAGAGCAAAGAUGAUAACGAGCAAGAAAUUGAUUGA